Molecule: messenger RNA, 2066 nt
Organism: Oryza brachyantha (malo sina)
Lineage: Eukaryota; Viridiplantae; Streptophyta; Magnoliopsida; Poales; Poaceae
Product: serine/threonine-protein kinase STY13-like
Exons: 3
Coding region: 310-1569 (419 amino acids)
Biological process (GO): protein phosphorylation
Molecular function (GO): protein kinase activity; ATP binding
Source: RefSeq, a predicted model, not a curated record
CCAGCAGCAGCAGCACAGCGGAAUCGGCCUCUCCGACGACGCGUUGCUCCUCUUCCUCCUCCUCACCCUGACCUAGUCGAUCUCCCCGUCUCCUCCGCGCCGCCUGCGCCGAUCUCCAUCCCGCCGGCGGCCGCCGUCCUGCUGCUUCCGCCGCAUCCUCGCCGGGAAAUUUGGGGGGUUCAGCUUGAACCCUCCCAUGCCCGAAGUUAGAUCCGCCCCUGGUGCCCGCGCGCGGAGCGGGGAGGAGAGGUGAGCUGGUGAAGAGGGCGGAAGACGUCGGAGGCGUUGAUUGGUUGGGAGGAGUUGAGUAUGGUCGAGGGCCCCAAGUUCGCCGGCAUGAUGGGCGGGGGAGUCGUUGGCCGUGACGACAUUGGUGGGAAUUUCUGCGACAUGGCGUACUACAGGAAGCUCGGCGAGAGCUCAAACAUGUCGAUCGACAGCCUCAAUAGCCUGCAGACCAGCACGCAUGGCGGCGGCUCCGUUGCAAUGUCGGUGGACAAUAGCAGCGUCGGCUCUAGUGAUUCCCAUACGAGGAUGCUCAACCACCCGGGCCUUAGAGGGCAUGUUGCGGCCAAUUACUCGGUUGGGCACAGCAUUUUCCGUCCUGGGCGGGUGUCGCAUGCCUUGAGUGACGAUGCACUGGCGCAGGCACUGAUGGACCCGAGGUACCCGACCGAGACGCUCAAGGACUACGAGGAGUGGACUAUCGAUUUGGGUAAGCUCCACAUGGGGAUGCCCUUUGCGCAGGGAGCCUUUGGGAAGCUAUACAAGGGCACCUACAAUGGGGAGGAUGUUGCCAUUAAGCUUUUGGAGAGGCCAGAGGCAGAUCCAGAGAGAGCCGGGUUAAUGGAACAACAGUUUGUGCAGGAAGUUAUGAUGCUUGCAACUUUGAGGCAUUCAAACAUAGUUAAAUUUAUUGGAGCAUGCAGGAAGCCAAUGGUUUGGUGUAUUGUGACAGAGUAUGCAAAGGGUGGUUCAGUUAGGCAGUUUCUGAUGAAGCGGCAGAAUAGGUCAGUUCCACUAAAGCUUGCUGUGAAGCAAGCUUUGGAUGUUGCAAGGGGCAUGGCCUACGUCCAUGGUCUUGGGUUCAUUCACAGGGACCUUAAGUCAGAUAAUCUCUUGAUUUCUGGUGAUAAAUCAAUCAAGAUAGCAGACUUUGGAGUUGCCCGGAUUGAAGUAAAAACUGAGGGGAUGACACCUGAAACAGGAACCUACCGUUGGAUGGCCCCAGAAAUGAUUCAGCACAGGCCAUAUGACCAGAAAGUAGAUGUCUAUAGCUUUGGCAUUGUUUUAUGGGAGCUCAUAACUGGCAUGCUCCCUUUUGCUAACAUGACAGCAGUACAAGCUGCAUUUGCUGUGGUGAACAAGGGUGUCCGUCCAGCCAUACCUCAGGACUGCUUGCCUGCUCUCAGUGAAAUCAUGACAAGGUGCUGGGAUCCAAACCCUGACGUUCGUCCUCCAUUCACUGAAGUUGUCAGGAUGCUGGAGCAUGCUGAGGUGGUGAUCCUGAGCACAGUCCGCAAGGCCCGAUUUCGGUGUUGCAUCUCCCAACCGAUGACAACUGAUUAAAUCAGACAACAGAGAGUUGAGAAGAACUUGAUGGAAGGAAGUAUAAUCCAGUGUUCGCACGUUAGAUUCUGCGUCGUUGAAGUAGAAUUCCAACUUGAGUGUAUGCUAUGUAAGUCAGUUUUAUCUUCGAAAUAUUUCUCUUAGGGUGCUGUUUUCAGACUGCUGUGGUGUGUUAGGCUUUACCCUUUUGUGGAAACAUCAUGCAGAUUUCCUCUCGUUGUAACUGACGCAUGUUCCUGUGCUUUAUGCAUGUGUUAUAAUCCUCUUGCUGGGACAUGCACAAACUCUAUUGCGUUGAGAGUAUAUAGAAUGUAUAAUUUGGAAUGACACGGCAUGUCUUUGUUAAGGUGGCAGAGUUCUGAUAAUAGCAAGCUUUCAGUUAAUUCUUCUGGCCCUUUCCUUAGGUACAGCACUACAGCUCUUAGUUAUUGGGUGAGUUUUAGUGCCUGCCACUGAUGAAUUUACAAGUGUAAAAUGUUCAGCGAGACUACUAUAUU